AUGGCUCCCUCCAAGCUGAUCGCUGCUGUGCUUUGUCUGUCCGGACUCGCGCUUGGUGUACCGACAUCAAGCAACAACCUUGAAAAGCGGGCGAGCGUUAACGAUGCCGCUACUGGCUAUGCUAGCCAGAAUGGAGGCACCACUGGCGGCGCUGGCGGUACCACCACCACUGUUUCUUCCUACGCUGCUUUCACUCAAGCCGUAUCUGGGGACGCCAAAAAGGUUGUCGUUGUCAGUGGGAAGAUUACCAAGGCCGCGGAUCAGGCUCGUGUAGGCAGCAACACUAGCAUUAUCGGCAAGGACUCGAAUGCCAUCUUGUCCGGGUUCGGAGUGCUGGUCAAGGAAGCUUCCAACGUGAUUAUUCGUAAUCUGGGAGUCCAGAAGGUCCUUGCCGACAAUGGGGAUGCUAUUGGCGUCCAGUACUCGAACAAUGUUUGGGUUGACCAUUGCGAUGUCUCAUCCGACAUGGACCACGACAAAGACUAUUAUGAUGGUCUGAUUGAUCUUACCCACGCAGCGGACUAUGUCACCGUUUCCAACACAUUCAUCCAUGACCACUACAAGGCAUCGUUGAUCGGCCACUCCGACAGCAAUGGCGAUGAGGAUACCGGGCAUCUACGUGUCACCCAGAACAACAACUACUGGUACAACAUCAACUCCCGCGCGCCUUCUUUCCGCUUUGGUACCGGCCAUAUCUAUAACAGUUACUUCCUGGAUGUGAGUGACGGAAUAAACACUCGUCAGGGUGCCCAGCUGCUUGUCGAGUCAAACGCCUUCUCGGGAAGCAAGAAGCCCUUGUAUUCGACUGAUGGUGGUUACGCGGUGGCAAAUGAUAAUGACUUUGGUACUGGCGCGAACACUGCGACGGCGGGAACACUCAAAUCCGUGCCAUACAGCUACAGUCUCCUUGGGUCAAGCAAGGUCAAGAGCGCAGUUGUUGGAACUGCUGGACAGACUUUGUCCUUUUAA
Molecule: messenger RNA, 969 nt
Organism: Penicillium waksmanii
Lineage: Eukaryota; Fungi; Ascomycota; Eurotiomycetes; Eurotiales; Aspergillaceae
Product: pectate lyase family protein
Exons: 5
Coding region: 1-969 (322 amino acids)
Molecular function (GO): pectate lyase activity
Source: RefSeq, a predicted model, not a curated record